Perca flavescens (yellow perch) is the source of this 4015-nucleotide messenger RNA. RefSeq names its product RHO family interacting cell polarization regulator 1 (gene ripor1). The record is from RefSeq and is a predicted model, not a curated record. The transcript has 25 exons. NCBI's taxonomy places the organism in Eukaryota, Metazoa, Chordata, Actinopteri, Perciformes, Percidae. Bases 472 to 3699 code for a protein of 1075 amino acids.
CAGUAGGUGAGUGGACGAAGGAUUAACAACUGUGACAGUGGAUAUGGGGGAAGAGAAAAAGGCAAAUAGGCCGGGAUAGAGAGAAAAGGGAACCAGAUUGAGAGUGAGCGGGUUAAGGGGGAAAGGAAAAGUGAAAGAUCCAAAAGUACAGCAACUAAGAGUCCACUUGGAGCGAGGUCUGAGCUGUUGUAUCUGGAAUUGGGUGGACCUGUCGCUAGAAAUACUUCCCAACAUCCAGCAGGACAGCUACCAUGUACAGUGGAUAUGGAGAAUGGUGUGGGAGAGUGAGGCCAGAGAGCAUCAAACAAUAGGUGUGGUGUCAUGGGAGGCUGACUGUGUGGCACAGAGCCCAGUGUUUAUGUGAGAGCAUCAACAACAGAGGAGAUGGUGUGACUGGAACCUGUGGUUAUCAUUGGGCAGGACUGGACCACUGUGUGUGGAUCAGGGAGUCCAUCCCGAACUCUCUCCACCAUGUCGCUAUCUGUUCGCCCAUCCAGACGCCUCACCUCCACAUCUAUCACUAGGAGUCAGAGCUUCACUGGAGUCAACACCCACGACAAGCCCUACAGGAACCUCUCAGUGUUCAGCACUCCAGGUCUCAGCAGGAAGACCAGCAGAGCCAGCAGGAUGUUUACCUUGUCCACCAAAUCCAACCCCCCACCUAAGGUCCCUCAGCCUGAGCGACUGGACCAGGUCUAUGAGGCGCUGAAGAAAGGCCUUCAGUCUUACCUGCAGGUUCAUCAGAUGGACUGGGACAAUCUCAGCAGAGAGAUGAAAGAAUCAAAGAGGAACUCCAGACUGGGUUUCCUGUAUGAGCUGGACAAGCAAGUGAAGGUGACUGAGAGGUACAUAAGACGACUGGAGUUUCACCUCAGCAAGAUUGACGAGCUAUAUGAAGCCUACUGCCUGCAGAGGAGACUCCGAGACGGAGCCAACAAGAUGGUGAAGGCUUACACUGGCUCUCAAGGCAGCAAGGAGGCCAGGGAGAGUUUAGCAGAAGCCAAUAAAGGAUACAAAGAGUACACAGAGAACAUGUGUGUGUUGGAGAGCGAGUUGGAGAACCAGCUGGGGGAGUUCCACAUUAAGAUGAAAGGUCUGGCUGGAUUUGCUAGAUUGUGUGCUGGGGACCAGUAUGAGAUCUUUAUGAAGUACGGUCGGCAGCGGUGGAAGCUGCGUGGCCGAAUAGAGAUGAAUGCCAAACAGGUGUGGGACAGUGAAGAGAUGGUGUUUUUGCCGCUCGUCAGUGAGUUCCUCUCUGUGAAGGUGACAGAGCUGAAGAGCUUAGCCAAUCACGUGGUUGUAGGAAGUGUUUCCUGUGAGACUAAGGACCUGUUUGCUGCACUCCCCCAGACGGUUGCCGUGGAUAUUAAUGACCUCGGGACUAUUAAGCUGAGCCUCGAAGUCACCUGGAAUCCAUUUGAUAAAGAUGACCAGGGCUCAGUGGCAAGCAGCGUCAACAAGGCUCCGACCGUCAGUAAGAGACUCUCAACCAUCUUCAACCAGAGUCCGCCUGACACGCCCUCUUUACGUGAACAAGCCUUCUAUAACAUGCUCCGCCGCCAUGACGAGUUAGAGAAUGGAACAGCUUGGUCCAAUUCAUCGGAGUCUUCUGACGACUCCUCCAGUCCUCGGCUUUCUGUCGGAGGGCUACGCAACUCUACGCAUCCAAAGGCAGUGGUGGUGACACCAGACAUCCAGCCGGCUGUAAGCGGAAGUUCCUCCCCACAGCCCGACAUCUCAUUUUGCCCCAGAGACUCCUCGUCCUUAACUCCAAACUCUCCCUACAGAGUCAGCACCGUCAGUGAGGCUCCCAACGCGUCCACACACCAAGCACACAGCAACAGGGAAGAGGAGAAGGAGAAAGUCAGUGUUAAGACCAAACCUGACAGCAAGGAAGAGGACACCGCAGUGCCUGCGGUGGUGACCAACAGCCAUGCCUCGCGCAGCUACUCGCGCUCUCUGAGCCACAUCAGCGAAAGCAGUGCUGAUGGCGUCGUGAUGGUGGACAGGUCCGCAGAGUCCGGAGAGGUGAUGUCUUUGGCCUCUGGGCUCUCCAUCACUGACAUUGAAAUGGAGAUGCUCAGCAGAACUCCUGAGCCGCCCGCCUCUGCUGCUGCGGACCUGUUGCCGACCAGGCUCGGCUUCGUAGAGGAAAACCCAACAGGCGACAUUGUCCCAGAUCAACGUCAACACAGGAAGCAGCGGGACACAUCCAGCCCUGUCCGAACAUCCUCCUCCCCCGGGACCGAAGCAGUGGACCCUAACACUCCAUCACAAAUGAACACACACACAGAGCGAGAGUGCAACACACGCCCAGAGAGCGGGGAUGAGACGUAUGUAGCCCAGCGGGUGUCGGUGGAGGAUGAGGAGAUGCCAGAUGGUGUGUCCGAAGAGGAAGGUGUUCUGGUGGACAGCGGGCUAGAAGACGCCCUGGCAGCGGUCGUUUCCUCUCUGGAUGAUUACAGAGGACAGUUCCCCGAGUUACAACUCCUGGAGCAAGAGCUGAAGCUGCUGCAGGUUACACUCAAGGGCGGCAGGCACAGCCACUCACCCAGCAUGGCCAGCCUUACCGUGGAAACGGCGCUGGGCAGCUUCGACUUCCUCAACACAUCGGACUGGGAGGAGGAAGAGGAGGAGAAGGGCGACCAGAGGAGUAGAAACAUCAGGUCUCUGCAGGACAGAGGCUGGGAUAACCCCUCCACCCCCCUCACCACAGGCUGCACCACUUUAGACUGCUCCCUAGUGGUCCACCUGAAGAACUGCAGCACACAGCUGUUGUGUCUGGGUAUGUUUGGUCCGCUGCGGUGCGGAGAGAUGUACGCCUUGGACCGACUGCUGAGAGAGGCUCGAGUCCUCGAGAUCAUCCGACGCAUCGCCAAGGACAACCCGAGACGCUUCAGACAUCCUGCUGAAGUGAUACCACAGCUGGGCCUGUGCUCGGGGGCUGUGUCACUAUGGCAACAGUGUGUGGGGCAGGGCAGUGUGUACAGCGUCUCUGCCAACAGCUUCCUGGUUACGCUGUCUACAGUCUACCCCAGAACACUUCCUGAGAGGGCCAGCAACAUGGCCGACACAGUGUUCCAGUGUUUGGUUGAGCGAGUGCUGGAUCAGAAGUUACCACGGCGCAGCAGAGACGGAGUGAUGGUGACGCUGUUCCAGCUGUGGAGCUACCUAGAGGCCAACAGCAUCAGUGACAUGGAAACACACGUCACUGAGCUAGCAGAAGAAGUGUGGUUGGUGCAGAGCCUGGCGUCGUGUGAGCAGGAUGUGAUCGUCCACGCUCUGCGGCGUCCUGCAGAGUGCAGCCUGAGGAGAGAAGGACUUCACGCUGUGGCCAGACUACUGAAGGACCCGCGAGGCAAAGUGUCGGCCUCUGCCAGCUCUGUGCUGAGGAGCCUGGCGGCCCAGCCCCGACAGAGAGAGCAGGCUUUGGUCAGCUGUUUGGAGCUGCUGGAAGAUGAGAAUGUGGACACCAGAGUCUGUGGCUGCAAGGCCUUAGCUUGUCUCAAGGCCAAAGAAAGUAUUGACCAGUUAGUGUAUCUGUGUCGCACAGACAAGGACGAAGUCCGCGAUGCUGCCAAACAAGCGCUGCUGGUGCUCGGAGAGGAGGGGAAGAUGGCGCACAGGCACGUGGAGACGUCUCAGGACAGCAUACCUAGACUCUUCGCUCCAGGAAGCAUGGCCAGCACAGCUUUCUAACACACACACACAGACACACACACACACACACACACACACACAGAACAACACAAUGUGAAUGUUGUGUUUUGGCAGUGCUUUAACACUAUGUCACAAUGAGAAUAUACAGCAGGUUGUUUCUUCUAUCGCCACUAAAACAUACAAGGACAAAUAUAGUGCAUGGUAUACAGUAUAUACACUGUCGGAGAGGUUGCAAUAAUACUCACAUUAAAGGGUAAUUUCGUUUUUUCUCAACAUGGACCCUACCCUGCGUUUGUGUGUAAGUGACUGAUGGGAACAACAAUCUUUGAAACUGGUCCAGUAUUAAGCGUGAAUG